GAGCAGAACGGAAUUUUACCGGUGGAAACUCUGAAGGAUUGGGGAAAAAGGACUGAUCAAUCAGCUUAAAAUAUAUAAUAAAGUAUAAAGGAGGAGUUUUCUACUUUUUCCAGUCAAUGAGAGGAAUGCAGGAGAAUUAAGGCUUUAAAAAAACGACUCCAACUAUGGCGAAAAAGUACGAUUUCCUCUUUAAACUGUUGCUCAUCGGGGACAGCGGAGUGGGCAAAACGUGUCUGAUCAUUCGCUUUGCUGAAGACAAUUUCAACUCUACAUACAUAUCCACCAUUGGGAUUGACUUUAAAGUAAAAACCAUUGAAGUGGAUGGAAAGAAAGUGAAGCUACAAGUGUGGGACACGGCAGGACAGGAAAGGUUCAAGACCAUCACUACCGCUUACUACAGAGGAGCCAUGGGGAUCAUCCUGGUUUAUGACAUCACAGAUGAGAAGUCCUUUGAAAACAUCCAGAACUGGAUGAAGAGCAUCAAAGAAAAUGCAUCAGCUGGAGUCAGUCGGAUGCUGCUGGGAAAUAAGUGUGACAUUGAGGCAAAGAGGAAAGUUUCCAAAGAGACGGGAGAGAAGCUGGCUAAAGAGCACGGCAUCAGAUUCUUCGAGACCAGUGCAAAGUCAAGCAUUAACGUGGAGGAGUCAUUUCAGGCUUUAGCACGAGACAUAUUACAAAAAUCCAGCAAGAAGCCGGGCCCUACUGGCCGAGAAGUGAAAAUCACCAGCAACACACAGCAGAAGUCCUCAAAGUGUGUCCUCCUAUAGACUAAAGGACUAAAUGUAGGAAAUGUUGGAAACAAUGCAGCAGGGUUUCUGUCUCCAUCUAGUGGACAAACAAUCUCACUGCAGCCGGGAGCUGAGGUUGUGUUUCUAUUGUGUUUCUGUACUGCUUUUUGGAACUUCUUGUCCUACAAGAACUGCAGGAGACCCGUGGAGUUUGUACUUUCAAAUUGUACCUGUAACCUGACACUAUGCGUAUUCUCUGUGAUUUCUACUGUGAUGAAUACUAAAAAAUGCCUGAAUAGCUCUUUUGUUUUCUUUGUUCUGUUUUUUUUCCAUUUAGAAGCCACGUUUGCUUCAAAGGGACUGAAUUUCCUCCUGUUUUUAUGUAAACAAAGACCUUUUUUUAUCCGAUUUGGCCAAACUUCAAUCAACAACUAAAUUUGAACCAUUAAAUUGUUGCUUUUUUUGCUUUUUUCCCCAAGUCUCAGAGCUAUUGGUAACUCAAAUUCGGAUGUUGAAUCCAUGAAAAUGAAGUUUUUUAAUAAGAAAGAUUGCCAAAAUCAAGGAUUUAUAUAUCAAAACUGUAAAUUAAAAAGGCAGUACACUAUAAGAGUUCGUUUCCAUGUACUUCAGAGACAUUUGCACACUUAAUAAAAAGUUUAUUAUCGAA
Molecule: messenger RNA, 1395 nt
Organism: Oryzias melastigma (Indian medaka)
Lineage: Eukaryota; Metazoa; Chordata; Actinopteri; Beloniformes; Adrianichthyidae
Gene: rab13
Product: RAB13, member RAS oncogene family
Exons: 8
Coding region: 165-767 (200 amino acids)
Biological process (GO): protein secretion; regulation of exocytosis; Golgi vesicle fusion to target membrane
Cellular component (GO): plasma membrane; trans-Golgi network transport vesicle; endosome
Molecular function (GO): GTPase activity; GTP binding
Source: RefSeq, a predicted model, not a curated record